Messenger RNA from Zootoca vivipara (common lizard), 2412 nucleotides. It is a transcript of the gene ARMC7, whose product is annotated as armadillo repeat containing 7. Gene Ontology annotation, molecular function: protein binding. NCBI's taxonomy places the organism in Eukaryota, Metazoa, Chordata, Lepidosauria, Squamata, Lacertidae. The record is from RefSeq and is a predicted model, not a curated record.
GCCGGCGUCUUCCGUCCGGAAGUUCCGUGCGAGGUUUUGCUGUGCCUCCAACCCCCAGGAAAGUGAAGAGGGCUGGCUGGGCGUUAAAGCGAGGCCGGUGCGGGCCAAAGGAAGGAGCCACCCAAGGGCAGCAGCACCAUGUCCCAAAACCACAAGGACCUACUAGGUCUGGGUCGCCUUGAAUACCUACAGGCCCUAAUCACUGAAUUCCAGGUGACGGAGAGCUCUGAAGCCAAGGAGCAGGUGUUGGCCAAUCUAGCUAAUUUUGCUUAUGAUCCUAAGAACUAUGAAUAUCUCCGGCAGCUCAAAGUAUUGGACCUGUUCCUAGAUAUGCUCAGCGAGGACAAUGAAACCCUUGUGGAAUUUGCACUUGGUGGCCUUUGUAACCUCUGCCUGGACAAAAUCAACAAAGACUAUAUCUUGGAGGCAGAUGGUGUGGCAGCUGUUGUCGGUUCCCUCUCCAGCUCCAAUGAAGAGACUGUGAUGUCCGCAGUCACUACUUUAAUGUACUUGACCGCCCCUCGGUCUCGCCAACAGAUCACGGCUCUUCCCGUGGUGGAAUGCAUGCUGCGUUUCUCCCUCUCGGCCAACCGGAGGCUACGAAACCUGGCAACCAUCUUCCUUGAAGAUUACUGCACCCCUCAUCAGGUAGAGGCGGCCAAGGCCCUGACCCAGCACACCGCCCUAGGGAUCCCCCUGCCAAAGGACUGAUUCGGCACGGAGGGCAGCCGGAAAGCUUUUCAUGGAAGCAGCAGCACUUGUGUUGGAAAAAGCCAGCUCUCGGGUGAGGAAAAUCGUCCCCGGAAUCUCACUUUAAAAAGAGACACUCUUCAGGAACUGUUAAGCACCAUGAGGCACGCAUCCGAUGCUGUCAUUUUGAGGGGCUCCUGAAAUAUUUUGGCACCUAGUCACAUUACACCGGGCUUUGGUGGGAGGCUGGAUUGCGCCGAGGUGUCCUGCUACCUAGCUCUCCUGGGUAAGCCAGCCUUCUAUCUGCUGGGUGGGCUUCUCACUGGCAGAAGACAGCAGGAAGUCCCAAAACAGGGCAUUGCAAGGGCAAGGAGGGGCUAAGUUGAGCCAGCCCAGGAUCCGCUGGAUCCUGAGCUGGUCUUGGUACCAAGAUGCAGUGCAUUCAGGGUGAAUCUGGGCCCAGUUCCUACACCGACCUGGAGAUGGUGCAGCGAUCUGGCCCAGUUCAAGCCUGACUGUUCUCCCCCACCGCCACUGCCUUGCAGCCAGUGAGCUGCAAUGCUACUGGUGCAGUAGGGGCUCUACUGCUUGGCCAAACCCUGCCAGCAGGGUUGGGAGGUUAGAUUGCCCCUUAAGCUUGUAUUUCAUGCUACUGGAAUGAAAGUCAGUCAUUCUAUUGGAAUGAACAUGGAAUUCCUUGCCAGUAGAAGUUCAGCAGGAAUCAGGAGAUGUGCCACGAUUAUGCUUAGUUGUCUUGUUACAUUUUGUAGUAUAUAUCUAAAAAAUUCCCAAUGCAUUUUUACUUUCUUCCUCUUUUUUAUUUUUUAUACUUCCUUUAUUUUUUAAGGAAGCUUGACAGAGUUCCAUUACUGCUUUCUUUCAAUUGCCUCUGCAAACUCUGCAUUGUUCAGAGUGUGAAAUUUUUUAACCAACCAGAUUUGAUUGAUGGAUGGCUUUACUGUUGUGGUGGUAUUUUGUACUGCCUUGUUAUAUUUUCUGUGAAAGUGUGGUUUAUAAAUAUUUGAAUAAAGAACAAAUAGAUAAAAUAUUGUUAUCUGGAGAUUUAAAUCAUGCUACAGGACCCAAAUAGCUAUUAUAGUGGAUAUACCUUGGAGCAGGAGAAUACAGGUGGGAAUCCUGUUGCCCUCCAAAUAUAGUUGGACUCCAAUUCCCAUCAGCCAGUGCAGUCAGGAAUGAUGGGCAUUGGAACAUUUGGAAGGUCAUGGGUUGCACAUCCCUGCUUUAGCUGGGCUUUGUUUUUUUCUUUUUUAAACAGCAGAAUGAACAGAAGACAGGUGAUCAAUGGUUAGAGUGUGGUGCUCAUAAUGCCAAGUUUGCAGGUUUGAUCCCCGUAUGGGACAGCUGAAUAUUUCUUGCAUUGCAGGGAGCUGAACCAGAUCAGAGCUUUCCAAACUGUGUGCCAAGACCCGUUAGUGUGUCGGCUGCAGUGUGUAGGUGUGUCACGCGAAUGCUCCUCCCGGGACUGGAAAGAGUUUAGUUUAACCUCUGGUUUGCUAAUAGAACUAAAGUACCGUGUCACGAAAUGAUGCACGUCUAAAAUGUGUCUCGGCAACAUGAAAAGUUUGGAAAGCUCUGGACUAGAUGAUUCUCAGGGUCCCUUCCAACUCUGCAAUUUCAUGAUUCUGUUAUUGUACCCUAAAAUCUUAGUGCUUUGAGGUCCCCCGUGUUCCUUUUCUGGCCCUGCGUAUACCAGCUACUGAU